Chrysochloris asiatica (Cape golden mole) is the source of this 234-nucleotide messenger RNA. RefSeq names its product neurogranin (protein kinase C substrate, RC3) (gene NRGN). Gene Ontology annotation, molecular function: protein binding. The record is from RefSeq and is a predicted model, not a curated record. Bases 1 to 234 code for a protein of 77 amino acids. The transcript is spliced from 2 exons. Lineage: Eukaryota; Metazoa; Chordata; Mammalia; Afrosoricida; Chrysochloridae.
AUGGACUGCUGCACAGAGAGCGCCUGCUCUAAACCGGAGGACAUUCUAGACAUCCCGUUGGACGAUCCCGGUGCCAAUGCAGCUGCUGCCAAAAUCCAGGCGAGUUUCCGGGGCCACAUGGCGCGGAAGAAGAUAAAGAGUGGAGAGCGCGGCCUCAAAGGUCCCGGUCCAGGGGUGCCAGGCGGAGCUGGGGGCGCCCGGGGAGGCGCGGGCGGCGGCCCCAGCGGAGACUAG